Molecule: messenger RNA, 437 nt
Organism: Trichomycterus rosablanca
Lineage: Eukaryota; Metazoa; Chordata; Actinopteri; Siluriformes; Trichomycteridae
Exons: 3
Coding region: 18-437 (139 amino acids)
Biological process (GO): signal transduction
Molecular function (GO): protein binding
Source: RefSeq, a predicted model, not a curated record
AGACAUUAGUGAAGAAAAUGCCAAGCAAAGCUCAAGAGGAUGCUGUGAUUAAUAUGAAAUAUAUACUAGACAUUUCAAAGCAGUUGGGCUUUGAGUGGCCAGUACUUGCUUAUGAGUUGGGUUUUACAAGAAAUGAAGUCAGGCAGUUUCAUGCCACAUCAAAAGAAAAGAGGGAUCAGGCUAAAAGCAUGCUGGAAUCCUGGUAUGAGCGAUCUUGGGAUAAGCCUAAUAAAACUAAAGUGCUGCAGGAUGGUCUGGAACGUGCUGGUCGUAGGGAUCUGGCCGAAAGACUUCGCUGUCUGCACUGGGGCCAUCAAAAACUCAGCCGGAGAGUUGAGCUACCGUCUGCCUUUCCAUUUCUCAUUACUGUCCACAAAACAAUAGACAACAAGGAUGCCCUGCGCAGAAUAAAUGAACUUAACCGCAGUUACCAUUAA